AUGAAGUUAAAGAUUCAAGAAAAGGUGGAAAUGGCUGGAUCUACAGGUGGCAGCAAUGAUGGUGAAUCAAUGGAGAUUAGCAAAAGAGAGACGGUGAUUGAUAAGAAAAUCUAUGUAGCAGUGACAAAGAGAGAGCUUGAGAGCAAGUCUAGUCUCGUUUGGGCGAUACAGAACACUGGAGGCAGAGAGUUUUGCAUCGUCUAUGUUCAUCAAUCUAUCCAAAUUUCAAUCCCUGGAGCAAGGUUCCACGAGCAGAAACUGAGGCGUUAUAGAAAAAAGAAGAAGAGAGCACUUGAUAAUUUGGACAAGUACCUCCAUAUAUGUAGGCAAAUGCAGGUCAGUGCAGAGAAGAUAUAUAUUGAAAUGGAUUCAAUAGAGGAAGGAAUCCUCCAAUUGAUUUCCCAGCACGGAAUUAAGAAACUUGUCAUGGGAGCAGCAGCUGAUAGACACUAUUCAAUGAAAAUGAGAGACUUGCAGUCCAAGAAAUCUAUUUACAUUUGCAGACAAGCACCAGAUACUUGCCAUAUAUGGUUUCCGUGCAACGGAUACUUAAUUUUUACAAGAGAAGCUAGAAGAAGAGAUAACUUGUAUAUAGAAGGUACACCGUCAAGUUCUUUGAGCCAAUCCAAGAUAACUAAAGGAACUGAAACUGUUCCAAGUUCGAGUAUGGCUCAAGAUGAUGCUCGGAUCCAAGUAGCACUCAUAGAAGCUGAGAAUGCAAAAAGGGCAACACGCAAUGAGAUGUGUAAGCGUAAAGAAGCUGAAAAAUGGGCUAAAGAAUCUGAAAAUGGGUAUCUCAAUGAGUUGAAGCGUAGGAAAGAAACAGAGAAGGCACUGAAAGAAGCUAAAGAACAACUUGAAAAGAUGAGAUCAGAGUCCGAGACACGAAUUGCCGAAUCUAAUAUGGUGAUCAGAGAGCUCCAAUGCAAUUAUAGAUUAUUAAUGGAAGAGUUGAGAAGACGUAGAGAUGAAAAUGAAGAGUUGAAGAUAGAGCUUAGCAAAGUAUCAAAGCUGAAGAGUAAGCGUGAGGGAGAGGAAGUGUCUCCCUCUAAGGACACUGAACUGCCUCAGUACUUCAUAUGUCCCAUAACACAGGAUGUGAUGGAGGAUCCACAGGUAGCAGCAGACGGUUUUACAUAUGAAAGAGAGGCUAUAUGUUGUUGGUUAGAUAGUGGACACGAGACUUCUCCAAUGACAAACAAAAGGCUACCUCACACAUGCUUGGUUCCAAAUCUUGCUCUUCGGUCUGCAAUCCAAGAAUGGCUUCAAGAUUCAAGCUCCUGGAUCAUUGAACCAGAUCCCCUCCUUUGUAAAAAGAUUAAUCAAAAGCAGCUUGAAGUCCUUAGUGGCUAA
Eruca vesicaria subsp. sativa (arugula) is the source of this 1353-nucleotide messenger RNA. NCBI's taxonomy places the organism in Eukaryota, Viridiplantae, Streptophyta, Magnoliopsida, Brassicales, Brassicaceae. The record is from the annotation of a GenBank genome assembly.